Tribolium castaneum (red flour beetle) is the source of this 1068-nucleotide messenger RNA. It is a transcript of the gene TFAM, whose product is annotated as mitochondrial transcription factor A. Lineage: Eukaryota; Metazoa; Arthropoda; Insecta; Coleoptera; Tenebrionidae. The record is from RefSeq and is a predicted model, not a curated record. The coding region runs from base 150 to 872 and encodes 240 amino acids. Gene Ontology annotation, molecular function: transcription cis-regulatory region binding; DNA binding, bending. The transcript has 2 exons. Gene Ontology annotation, biological process: regulation of transcription by RNA polymerase II.
UAAUAAAAAAAUUCAAAAUUGUUGAUAAAAGUAUAGUGAUUUUGUCGCGUGUUGGCAGCACUAGUGUGACAAAUGGCGGCUUAAGUUAAGUGUGUUUGUUAACCUAAAAUUUUAAUAGACUUUUUGCCAAAUUUUAAGUUUAGGGCGCAAUGGCUCGACUUUUCUUUUCGUCCAGUUUAGCGCACUGUCGUUUAUUACUUAACAAUAGUUUACAACUUAACCAAGCGUCGGGGGUUAGUCGCAAAGCUGCAGACAAGUUGAAAGAAUUGAAAAUACCAAAUAAGCCGAAAAAACCGCUCACGCCUUACUUUAAGUUCAUUCAAGACCACAGACCAGCAUUACUUAAACAAAACCCCAAUUUGAAAGUCACUCAAGUUGUAAGCCAGUUAGCUGCAGACUGGAAAACAGUGGAUCCUUCCCUCAAAGCCAAAUACGAGAAUGACUACAAAAACGAGAUGGAGGAAUACGCGGACCAGUAUUUACGCUACACUGAGAGUCUCACAACUGAGCAGAAAAUGGCUUUGAAGGAGUACAACAAAGAGGUGAAGAAAUCGAAAAUCAAGAGAGAGAAGAAGAAAAAAGUGCGCGAAAACGAUAAACCAAAGAAACCCGUAGGGCCCUACAUGUUGUAUUUAAUGGAACAAGCCAAAGUUUCGAAUAAAAAAUACCCCCAAUUAAUGAAGGAAUUGAAAGGCGAGUGGGCCGAGUUAUCCCCUGACGAGAAAUCAAAAUAUGUAGAAGCGGCCGAAAAAGCGAAAAAACAGUACGAACAAGACUUGAGUAAGUGGGAAAUGAAGAUGAUUGAAGAAGGGAAUGAAGACCUAGUCCGCCAAAGCACACUAAACCCGACAGCCCCCUCGAGGAAGAAAUAGGGACUCGCGUGUCUUCCACCGUCGCCCCCCGCCUGCUUAGGUGAAGGCACAGUAAAAGAAUCUCAGUUUAGUUCGGCGGAUUGUAGUCCGAGUAAUGGCAAAAAGGAUGGGAUUCUUAAAAAAUUUCUCGAUUUUUUUAAGCGUUGAUUUUGCUGUUACUUUGUUUUAUUUCAUCAAAUAAAUACCUAACCCUUAA